GGCCCAGGAACAAGGACAUGAGCCAGGACACCUACAGUGGCUUUGAGCGGGACGUGUUCAGAACAGUUGCUGAUUAUUUUCUCAGUCUUCCUGAGCCAUUGCUUACUUUUGAAUACUAUGAGCUCUUUGUUAAUAUCUUAGGUAUGUAUGAGUUUAGAAACCAUCAGGGAAGCUCUGAGUUCAGAUCAGCUGGGGACAAAUGUGAUUCAAAGCAGAGCUCGGCCUCCUGGUGUGUGUGGGAGCUCCAGUCUGAGGAGGAUCAUCCCUGCUCCAUUCUGUAUUAGUGUUAAUUAAAGUGGACUUCUGCCUCAUGAUUUCCCAUUUAAAUUGCUGUUUCAGCUCACAUUCUAAAUAUUCAAUAACAAGAACUUCAGAAGGUGUGCUUGUUCUGCCUGCUCCUCACUGUUGCAGUGUUACCUGUCUUUGUUCUUGCAUGUUGGAUGCAACUGCCUUGUUAAAUUGCUUUGGGACUGAACUAAAGUCUUCUUAAUUAAUAUCUUAAUUAAUAUCUUAAUUAAUAUCUUGACUUUGUUGUCUGUCUGCCCAGUUAGCAGCUCUCUGAACUGGUUCAUUUUCACACCACUUGCACCUUUAACAUCUCUUUCAUUCCCUGAUAGUUUUGUGUGGCUACAUCCAAAUUCCUGAUCUGGGCAGUGGAAAUCGUUCUGUCCAAGAGGAGAAAUGUGACCCUCAGCCUUCAAAACCUCCUCCCUUGAACUCUUUCAAGUCCACUGAGUGUCUUCUCCUAAGCCUGCUCCUCAAAGAGUCUGACAAGAAGGAGGAAGGAGAAGCUUCCAGGAGGUUUUCCUCAGAGGAGCUGAGAGCCCAAAAGCAGCACGGGAAGAAAUGGCAGCAGCACAAACUGCCACGGCAGCAAGGGAGUGCUGGGAGCCUGAUAGGAGGGAGCUGCCAGAAUCUUGCAGGACCCAGGAAUGCCCAGGAGCCACCUGGAGCGUUUAGGACAAGGUGUUACUCCUUGGAGAGAAUUGGAUGUGAUAAAGGAGGACGUGCCCCGCUCAGGGCAGGUGUGAGCGCCAGCUCGAGCAGUGCAGAGCGUGCUGUGCUGCCUUGUGCGGCCUCACUAACCCUGCUUCCUCACCUCUGCCACUCUGCUAGCACAGGCACUGAGCAUGCAUCUGGGGGUUCUAAAGGAAAUCUGCUGGCAUUACUGUUUAGGCUGCUGUAGCUCUGCUAACUGUGUGUAGUAUCUUUGGAGUAUGAGCUCAGUCUGUCAGGGAUUGGCCUUUCUGCUCAGGUGAGUGAUGGGGACAGGGAACCUGCACACACCUGCCUGUUGGAAAUGUCUUCUUCUAUUCUGUAAAUCUGUAUUUUCUGGGAAUAAUUAGUGUCAGUCCUUAGUUGUAUUGUGGUCCUAAUUGCACCACAAUGGAGGAAGUUGAAGAUGACCACACAAACAAAGGCCUGUACAUUCUCCUCUGAUUUCUCUGGAACAUAAAUAAUCACACAGAAAAAUAAGAAAUCUGUGAUACUGAGGUAGAAACAUGCCGGAAGCUGGUUCAGAUCUUAAUGCCAGCUGUCUUUGUGGUUGGCUUGCAGACCUGCUGCAGCCUCACCUGGAGAGGGUUGCAGUGGAGGCCCUGCAGAUCUGCUGCGUGCUGCUGCCCCCGCCGAGGCGCAGGAAGCUGCAGCUGCUGCUCAGGAUGAUGCACAGGAUCAGCGGCAACGUCGACAUGCCACGGCUGCACGAUGCCAUGGGCACCAGGUCCCUGCUGAUCCAGACGUUCUCGCGCUGUGUCCUGCGCUGUGCCCAGGAGGAGGACCUGGACGAGCUGCUCUCCACACGCCUGCUGGCCUUCCUGAUGGACCAUCAGCAGGAAAUCCUGCAGGUGCCAGCUUACCUGCAGGCUGCUGUGCAGGAUCACCUCGAGUUCGUGAGGAAGGCUCAGUGCAAACAGGAAAAAGAAGAAAUUUGUGCCAUCUUGCCAACGUAUUCCUACUGCAAACAAAUCACUCCUCAGGAGUUUGAAGAACAAAAGGUCUCCACCUCCCAGGCUGCAGUGGCAGAGCUCCUGGAGAACAUCAUCAAGGAUAAAAACCUCUCUGUGAAGGAGAAAAAGAAAAAGUUGAAACAG
Molecule: messenger RNA, 2093 nt
Organism: Zonotrichia albicollis (white-throated sparrow)
Lineage: Eukaryota; Metazoa; Chordata; Aves; Passeriformes; Passerellidae
Source: RefSeq, a predicted model, not a curated record